GAAUUACUUGACAACCCCUGCUCUAUUCCUCCUUCAUCCCCAUCUUGAGGAGAGCGAUCAGGCACUGGCCGCAUCAGUUAUCGCACCAUCAGGCUCCCCUUUGCACCAAUACUCAGCAGAGCAGGCACCAGACAAGUACAAAAUAGUCCAAAUAAUAUAUUGUUGUUAGAUCCAACAUCAGAUCAACAAGUGCGUGAGGCAUUCCCAGGCUAGGAAAGCCUACACAUUCCACAGUACAACCUUGGUGCAUUCGCUCCAGCAAUAAUGCCGCCCAAGGAGCGGCAGGCAAUAGACCUCAACACUCUGGAUGCGCAGCAGCUUAGCAGCAUCAGGGAACAGCUCGAGGAGGAGAUACAGAGCUUUGUGCGGAGCUCUGUAACGCUCCAGAAGGCAGCCGGGGAGUUUGGGAGUUCUGGGCGAGCAGUUGAGGCUCUGAGUGAGCAGAAAGAGGGCCAGCCUAUGAUGCUCCCUUUGACGAGCUCCCUGUACGUGGCUGGAACGCUUGCUUCCACAGACUCUGUGCUGAUCGACAUUGGCACAGGCUACUACAUGGAGAAAAGCACAGAAGAAGGGGUGGAUUACUGCAAGCGCAAGGUGAUGUACCUGAAGGAGCAGCUGGAUCAGAUAGGGACGGCCAUCAAGGACAAGCAGCGGAUACUUACAGAGGUCAAUGGAGCUCUUGGCAGGAAGGUGCAACAGACACAGCAGACUUGAGAGUCUCCUGUAGCUAACACAGCAGAAAUGCUGACGAUGAAUGAUACAAAGAACACAUGCAGCUUGCUGUUGUCAAGUUGUCAAAAAGUUCCACUGCACAUCUUCCAUACGACGUUGGAACAUCAUAUCAAUGGGUAAUGCUGCAUGGAGGAUAAUGCCAAGGUCAAGUUGCUUUGUGAACAUUGAUGGCAUACUGUACUGCUUCAAGACCCCCAUCCAUCUCCAUGUAAAUCAGUGAGUUCUGCGCU
Messenger RNA from Coccomyxa subellipsoidea C-169, 962 nucleotides. Its product is annotated as Prefoldin-domain-containing protein. Gene Ontology annotation, cellular component: prefoldin complex; cytoplasm. Lineage: Eukaryota; Viridiplantae; Chlorophyta; Trebouxiophyceae; Coccomyxaceae. The record is from RefSeq and is a predicted model, not a curated record. Gene Ontology annotation, biological process: regulation of DNA-templated transcription; protein folding. The transcript is spliced from 4 exons. The coding region runs from base 265 to 714 and encodes 149 amino acids.